Penicillium psychrosexuale is the source of this 1047-nucleotide messenger RNA. RefSeq names its product ACP S-malonyltransferase. The record is from RefSeq and is a predicted model, not a curated record. Gene Ontology annotation, biological process: fatty acid biosynthetic process. The transcript has a single exon. Bases 1 to 1047 code for a protein of 348 amino acids. Gene Ontology annotation, cellular component: mitochondrion. NCBI's taxonomy places the organism in Eukaryota, Fungi, Ascomycota, Eurotiomycetes, Eurotiales, Aspergillaceae. Gene Ontology annotation, molecular function: [acyl-carrier-protein] S-malonyltransferase activity.
AUGGCCAACACCUGGGUUGAACACUUCCCUCACACCGCGUCCAAGGUUCUGGACGAAAUGGAUAGCACCCUCGGGUUCAAACUGUCCAGCAUUAUAUCCGAUGGCCCGAACUCCGAGCUCAACCGAACGGAAAAUUCACAGCCUGCAGUCAUGGCAAUCUCAGUCAUGAUACUUCGUAUUCUGGAGCAGGAGUUUGGAUUCGAUACUAAAUCUCGGGUCGGUGUGACGCUUGGACAUAGCCUCGGGGAGUUCUCUGCAUUGGUUGCCGGAGGCUAUCUUGAAUUCGGAGACUCUUUACGAUUAGUUCGCCAUCGUGCGGAAAUGAUGGCCGAGUGUACGCGCCAGUUAACCGAGCAAUCCGGUGAAACAUAUGGCAUGGUCGCACUUCUCUGUCAUCCCGAGCACCUGGAAGGUUUGCUUCACACGGUUCAGCAAUUCGUUGGCUCCCAAUCACCGGGUAUUGAAAUCGACGGGGAUAAUCGCAUCUCAUCAAUUCAACAAGUGGUCGUCGCAAACAUCAACUCAAAAAAUCAAAUCGUACUAAGUGGUAGUAUUGAACGAAUCAGAAUCCUUCUCGUGCAAAUGCGUCAGUUUGGAGGUUACGACCCACGGGCUGUCAGAUUGAAGAGUAACUGCCCGUUUCAUAGCCCUGUUAUGGCGCUAGCUGCAGAUUAUAUGAGAGAAGCUGUCGAGAAGAUCAACAUCACAUUCCCGGCACCAAUCCCAUGCAUAUCAAAUGUUACUGCCUUGCCCUUCCAGUCUAAGGCAGACAUUAAAGACCUCCUCUCAAGGCAGUGCACGGACACAGUCAGAUGGUGGGAUAGCAUUCGCUAUCUUCAUCAGGAACGAGGCGUGAGGCGGUGGAUCGGAAUUGGACCAGGGAAGGUUGGCAGGAAUUUGGUUGGCAAAGAGGUCGGAAGAGUUGACACCAAAGGUGGUGGCGUAUGGGCUAUUUCCGAUCCUCGUGAAAUGGCAGAGAUCAUGGUUGCCCUGGAGCAGACUGAAGCCGAAGCCGAAAAUGAAGACUACCAACGCGAAUCAGCAUGA